AUGGCUCUACAGAGGUCAGCUUCACUGCUGUUGGCUUCAAUCAUUCUCCUUCACGUUGUGCAGUCAGAUCCUUUGACCCCAGCCAACAGUUUGCAGCUGCUGCCUGAAAGUAAAGAGAAAACAGAGAAGAUCCUAAAUUUUGGGAAAGAGUCCCUCAAUCUUUUCAAAGAUGUCAUGGAAAACACCGUCUCUACGGAGCUGACAGCAAUCAUGAAGGGCAUCUCCAGCUUUGCUGUUUUUGCACCUGCAGUUUCCUCAUUCAUCAACAUGAUCCUGAUCUUCAUCCCUGCAGAAGACCCAGAGCUGAAUGAGCUGAAGAAAGGCUUUGCUGAGGUGAACCAGAAACUGGACUCUCUCUACAUUAAGAUCUCCAACCUGGCAACAGACGUGAAAUGGUUCAACUACGCCAGCGUCUACUCCGAAGACGAACGGAACAUCCUGAAUACCUGGAAGAAGUUUAGUGGGUUUAUGGAUAGAAGAGAAUCAUCAAGUCCUGAGGAAACAAAUCAACACGUUAAAGCUUUCAUCACCUUCUAUGAAAGAUCAGGAACUGAGUCCAGCGUGUUGAAUCUGUAUCACUACCUAACAGUGGGCGGCACGUCUCUGAGCGAAAACAUCAACGAUCUGCUGAAGGAGAAGUUUAAAUGUGACGUUUCUGUGAUUGGCAGAUAUAAUUUGUACUUGGGCAGCUUGUUUUGGAAGGGAAUGGUUCUGACCCAGUUUUACUGGAAACUUACUGGUGUCAACACUAAAGGCAAAGAAGCUGAACAUGUUCAGAUGUUCAAAAAGGUUUCUGAGGCUCAGCUGUCAGCGGUGGAGUUCUGCCUCAACAACUACGAGCAAUACCUGAAGAAAGACGUGGAGGAAAUCAUCCAAGGUCACAGUUCUGACAAAGCGUCGCUCGCAAAUAAGAUUAAACAAGUUUUGGACGAGCGCGGUUUUCCUGCAGGUGGGAGUGCGGCGGGCCGCUCCGGCUGCAGGCCAGGAACGAAGACAGCAGCAGCAGCAGCAGCAGCAGAACCGGGCCAGACGGCGCCAUGCCUGAGGACAAACACAGGAACGGUCAGGAUUCACUUCAUAAAGUCGCUCUGCUAA
Molecule: messenger RNA, 1095 nt
Organism: Poeciliopsis prolifica (blackstripe livebearer)
Lineage: Eukaryota; Metazoa; Chordata; Actinopteri; Cyprinodontiformes; Poeciliidae
Exons: 2
Coding region: 1-1095 (364 amino acids)
Source: RefSeq, a predicted model, not a curated record